Molecule: messenger RNA, 812 nt
Organism: Neltuma alba
Lineage: Eukaryota; Viridiplantae; Streptophyta; Magnoliopsida; Fabales; Fabaceae
Exons: 2
Coding region: 95-595 (166 amino acids)
Source: RefSeq, a predicted model, not a curated record
GUCAUCUAUAUUUAUCCUCGAAAACCCGUUCAGCAGAUCAUCAAAAAAUUUAGUCUUUAUUACCUCGUACUUCGUUUGUCUGCAGAACUACUAUAUGGCACCCUGCAACAUGUCCAAGUCCAGCAACAACCUUCAAAGAACGGUGUCGGACAUAUCCUACGAGAUCUGCAAGGAAGAAAUCCAAGAUCAGAAGGCACUGCCACCAAUAUCAGAGGUUGAAGACGCCAAGUGUGAGUGCUGUGGGAUGAGCGAGGAGUUCACGACGGAGUACAUAGAGCGCGUGAGGGACAAGUACUUGGGGAAGUGGGUGUGUGGGCUGUGUGCUGAGGCAGUGAAGGAAGAGCUGGAGAAGAAUGGAGGGAGGAAAGAGGAAGCCCUAAACGCACACAUAAGCGCGUGUGUUAAGUUCAACAAGUAUGGAAGGGCUUUUCCUGUUCUGGUUCAAGCUCAAGCCAUGAAGGAGAUGCUGAAGAAGAGCAAUAAGCUUGAUGGAAGAAGAGUCAGGUCCUUUAACCCCAGAGACAGCAAUAAUGAUAACAAGAAAGGAGGCCUUGCAAGGAGUUCAAGUUGCAUCCCUCAGCUUAAUUUCUCUUGAGGGAUAAUGAUUCUCCUUCUUCUGAUUUAUAUCUUCUUCUGGCGCUAAUUAUUCUGCUCAAAUUCUUACAUGCUAUAUAUAUGUGUGCGUGUACAAUCAGAAUUUUUGAUCCGCAUCUGAAACUCACAUGUCAGAUACAAUCAAAACUAAGUUCUGAUUAUUGCAUGGACUUGUAUUAUAUAUGGUAUUUGAGAACUAGGGCAAUGAACUUCAUCUC